Messenger RNA from Trematosphaeria pertusa, 273 nucleotides. RefSeq lists its product as uncharacterized. NCBI's taxonomy places the organism in Eukaryota, Fungi, Ascomycota, Dothideomycetes, Pleosporales, Trematosphaeriaceae. The record is from RefSeq and is a predicted model, not a curated record. The annotation marks the transcript as partial. The transcript has a single exon.
CGCAUCUCAGGUGAUGAACGCCAAUACGUGUACAAAGGCGUGGACAGGCUCAUCUAUUUUCCACACGAUGCCAAGGUUCUCGAGCAAGAGUUGCGAAAUCUGGAGCUGUUUCAUGGUAGCAAGCGGAUCGUGCAGCUCGUUGCUGCGGUGAUAUCCAGAAGUCCAUAUCAAUCAAGGGAAUCCGGGACGCCACCACUUGUCCUUCGCGGAAUCCUUCUCGAAUAUUAUCCAAACGGUACCCUGCACGAUGCAUUGCAAUAUCUAGAGCCUUAG